AUGACGAAUCCCAGGCCGUGCUCAUGGCAAGGUGUGGUCUGCACCAACGGGAGGGUCACAGCGCUGCACUUGCCCCGUAUGGGACUCUCCGGGAAGCUUCCGGCGGGUUUGGGGAACCUGACGAAGCUUCAAACGCUUUCCCUCCGGUUCAACGCUCUGACAGGACCAAUUCCCGUUGAUCUGGGGAACCUAGCUCAUUUGGACACUCUCACCUUGGAGCACAACGGGUUCACCGGCUCAGUCCCUGACUUCAGUGCUCCCCCUCUGACUCACUUCAACGUGUCGUAUAAUCACUUAAAUGGGUCAAUUCCAAAAAGAUUUUGGCGUUUGGACAAAAGCGCUUUUGAGGGAAAUUUGCUCUGCGGUGUUCCCCUGCAACCUUGCCCUGGUAGCAACAAUGGCAGCAAGGACAAAACAAGGAAGAGUGGGAAAUUGUCUAAGCUCAUACUGAUACUGGGUAUUGUGAUUGUUUCUUUGUUUGGCGCGUUGAUUCUGCUCCUUUUGUUCUGCUUGGGUAGAAAAACAAGGCAGAGUGGUGAUUCCUCUAAUGCUGAAGCUUCAGAGCACGUUGAGGCUAUUGGGGAUGGUGGCAGCGCCGUGAGUGAUUCAGCAUCAGCAUCACCAAGGAUGGAGAAUAUUUUGGUGUUUUUUGGGAAUACUGAGAUUGGGAGUACUUUAAGUUUUGAUGAGUUGAUGGAUGGUACUGCUGUUGCUUUGGGGAUAGGAACGUUUGGAAUCACUUAUCGUAUGAUGAGGAGGAGCCUGUGCAAUGGGAAGCUUAUAUGCUCUGUUACAUGGUGA
This is a messenger RNA of Lotus japonicus, 801 nucleotides long. Its product is annotated as probable inactive receptor kinase At5g16590. The transcript has 2 exons. Bases 1 to 801 code for a protein of 266 amino acids. The record is from RefSeq and is a predicted model, not a curated record. NCBI's taxonomy places the organism in Eukaryota, Viridiplantae, Streptophyta, Magnoliopsida, Fabales, Fabaceae. Gene Ontology annotation, molecular function: protein binding.